UAUGAUGGACUUUCAGAUUUAAUCUACACAAACGAAGAAGAUCGCAAAUGUGAAAUGGCGGUUCAUAUUACCCAUAUCUUGACAGAACAAUUUGGUUAUAACAUCUCAACAAUUGAAUCUAAAAAUAUGAUGCAUCAAGUCAUAGAUAAUUUGAUCAAAAAUACGUUCACCAUCUUUAGUCGCAAUGCCUAUCCAGGAAAAUUACAAAUUGAGCUCACUAGAAAUACUAGGGAUAG
Molecule: messenger RNA, 236 nt
Organism: Dentiscutata erythropus
Lineage: Eukaryota; Fungi; Glomeromycota; Glomeromycetes; Diversisporales; Gigasporaceae
Source: the annotation of a GenBank genome assembly